AUGUCUGGUAGAGGAAAGGGUGGAAAGGGUCUAGGCAAGGGUGGUGCCAAGCGCCAUCGCAAGGUUCUUCGCGACAACAUCCAGGGCAUCACCAAGCCCGCCAUCCGCCGCCUGGCCCGACGCGGUGGUGUCAAGCGAAUCUCCGGCCUCAUUUACGAGGAGACCCGCGGUGUGCUGAAGGUGUUCCUGGAGAACGUGAUCCGGGACGCCGUCACCUACACUGAGCACGCUAAGCGUAAGACCGUCACCGCCAUGGAUGUGGUCUACGCGCUCAAGCGCCAGGGCCGCACCCUGUAUGGCUUUGGAGGCUAA
Microtus ochrogaster (prairie vole) is the source of this 312-nucleotide messenger RNA. Its product is annotated as histone H4. NCBI's taxonomy places the organism in Eukaryota, Metazoa, Chordata, Mammalia, Rodentia, Cricetidae. The transcript has a single exon. Gene Ontology annotation, molecular function: protein heterodimerization activity; structural constituent of chromatin; DNA binding. The coding region runs from base 1 to 312 and encodes 103 amino acids. Gene Ontology annotation, cellular component: nucleosome. The record is from RefSeq and is a predicted model, not a curated record.